This is a messenger RNA of Drosophila novamexicana, 1152 nucleotides long. RefSeq lists its product as uncharacterized. The record is from RefSeq and is a predicted model, not a curated record. Bases 1 to 1152 code for a protein of 383 amino acids. The transcript is spliced from 2 exons. Lineage: Eukaryota; Metazoa; Arthropoda; Insecta; Diptera; Drosophilidae.
AUGAUGCAAAUGCAAGUGGGACGUACUUUGGUGUUGGCGCUGGCCCUGCUCAGCUGCCUGGGCCUGGACAGCGGCCGGGCGGCCAAUGUGGGCAGGCAGCGGCGUGUGCAGACAAGUGCCACCAGCACGGGACCCACGCAGACAGCAUUGUUCGGGCUGCCGCUGUGGCAUACGACAUUCAACUCGAACGAUGACCAGCAGGCGGCAGAGGCUGAUCGCAGUGGCGGCGCCGGCGGCGCCUUGGAACUGGACUAUGCGGAUCUGUUGCCCGCUGCAGAACUGACGCCCGCACAGAUGCAGCAGCUACUUCUGUUAAACACACCCGUUGCGGCGGCACAGCAGAUGCGCUACUUCAAUCCCAGCAGUCGCAGCAGCAGCCAGGAUGAGCCGCGCUUCUUUCACAUGAAGUACCUCAGGCAACAGAACACCAGCUCGCCCAGCGAUGGGUGGCGGAACAUAACCACGGUGAACAUUAACAACAACAAUGUGACCAAUCUGCUGACUACUCCGGCCGCAGCGGCUGCCGCACGUAUCGUUGGAUCUGGACUGCUCCGUGCUCCACAGCUGCUGCCCAUGCAGUACUUCCAAACACGUCAGGGACAGGAUGCUGCUCAGGAGCUGCCCUACGAGCUGAUCGACUUGAACGCUGCGGACCUCUAUGGCGACGACGUGGCUGUCUCUGGCGUCGGCCUUGCUGGUCUUGGUGGCCUUGGUGGUGCCAGUGCCAUCAGUGGCAUCAGCAGUCUGGCCGGUCUCAGCGGUCUCGGCGGUCUCAGCAGUCUGGGUGCUGGUAUGCCUCUGGUGCCCAUCACCCUGGGCAACAAUGCGGUCGGCUAUGUGCCGCUCAAUUUGGGCAUGUUUAGACAACUUGCGGCCAGCACUGGAGCAGUGCCCAUUCGGGAGGGCGAAGAUGACGCCACGCUGGCCAUUGACAAACAGGAGCCGGAGCCAGAGUCUAACGAUGCGAUCGAGGAGCCAGCCAACAAUUCCGCGCAGCAAAUAAACAACUCUCGCUUCCAGCUGUUCGGCCAGCGCUUGAGGCAACGUCCCGGAGUCGCCGCGGUCUCCACAGCAGCUGUCAAUGACGGCUUCCCAAUGCGGAAUCCCCUGAGGACAUUCGCCAAGAACAUUCGCCGUGUCCAGUAUCUGUGA